CCCACAUCAAGGGUGGUCUAAUACUUACACACACACACUUCUCCUUCUUGCUCUAAGAAGCUAGCUAGCUUGGACUAAAACAUGAGUCUUCCGACUAAGUCACCGGACGUAUCUAGGGAGGAGACGAAGGAGAAGAAGAGGUCGAUAACAAUCAUCUUUCGAUAUUCUGAUUGGUUAGACAAAGUGCUUAUAGUAUUGGGCACUGUUGGAGCCAUUGGUGAUGGAAUGUCUACAAAUGUUUUGUUAGUUUAUGUUAGUCGCCUCUUUAAUAGCUUGGGUUAUGGAAGAAGUGUUCAAACCAACCCUGAUAACUUCAUGAAAGAAAUCGAAAAGUGCAGCUUAGCUUUUGUGUACAUUGGAUUGGGGGUGAUGGUGAUGGCGUUUAUGGAAGGGUAUUGUUGGAGUAAAAUUAGCGAACGCCAAGUUUUAAAGAUACGAUACAAGUAUCUGGAGGCUAUUUUGAGACAAGAAGUAGGUUUUUUUGAUUCACAAGAAGCAACAACUUCUGAAAUCAUUAACAGUAUUUCCAAAGACACCUCUCUCCUUCAAGAAGUCCUUAGUGAAAAGGUGCCGAAAUUCUUGAUGCAUACAUCAGUGUUCUUAUCAGGAUUGGGAUUUUGCAUAUACUUCUCAUGGAGGUUGUCAAUAGUAGCUUUCCCAACACUAAUUUUCUUGAUCAUCCCAGGGCUAAUUUAUGGAAAAUAUCUCAUGUUUUUAUCAAAGAAGUCGUUUUUAGAAUAUAGUAAGGCGAACAGUAUUGUGGAGCAAGCUCUUGCUUCUAUAAAAACUGUCUACUCGUUCACUGCUGAGAAGACGAUUGUUAAGAAGUACUCUAUGAUCUUGGACAGAACAACUGAAAUGGGUUUGAAACAAGGUAUUGCGAAAGGUCUUGCUAUUGGGAGUACUGGACUUUCUUUUGCGAUAUGGGCGUUGAUUGCUUGGUAUGGAAGUCAUUUGGUUAUGUAUAAAGAAGAAAGUGGAGGGCGGGUUUACGCAGGAGGUCUGGCCUUCAUCUUGGGUGGAUUAUCUCUUGGGAUGGCAUUACCAGAACUGAAUCAUUUCACAGAAGCAUCAAUAGCAGCGUCAAGAAUCUUCCACAGGAUUGGCCGGGUCCCAGAAAUCGAUGGUCAAGACAAAAAUGGACUUAUACCUGAUACCAUUCAUGGAAAUAUUGAAUUUGAAAACAUUGAAUUCACAUACCCUUCAAGGCCUAACUGCAUUAUCCUCAAAGAUUUUAACCUCAAAAUUGAAGCAGGGAGUACCAUUGCUCUUGUGGGAGCAAGUGGAAGUGGCAAAUCCACAGCUAUUGCAUUAGUUCAAAGGUUUUAUGAUGCAGAUCGUGGGACUAUCCGGGUCGAUGGGUUGGAUAUCAAAAAACUGCAGUUGAAAUGGCUGAGAGCACAAAUGGGACUUGUUAGUCAAGAGCAUGCACUCUUUGGAACAUCUAUAAAAGAGAACAUUAUGUUUGGAAAGAUUGAUGCAACGAUGGAGGAAGUAAUCGCAGCUGCAACUGCUGCCAAUGCUCAUAACUUCAUCAGGCAGCUUCCAGAGGGAUAUGAAACAAAGGUUGGCGAAAGAGGAUCCCUUCUAUCCGGGGGACAAAAACAACGGAUUGCCAUUGCUAGAGCAAUUAUCAAGAACCCUGUGAUUUUACUUCUAGACGAAGCUACAAGUGCACUUGAUUCGGAAUCAGAAAAACUUGUUCAAACUGCUCUUGACCAAGCCUCUAUGGGAAGAACAACAAUGGUGGUCGCACACAAGCUUGCCACCGUACGAAAUGCAGAUGUGAUUGCUGUCAUGAGUGAUGGCACUGUUAUCGAACAAGGUUCACACGCAGACUUAACAGAUAGUAACACCGGUCAUUAUGCACGAUUGGUAAAACUUCAAAGACAAUUUAGUUCGUUUAAUGAGCGUGAAACCAACACCCCAAUCACUACAAAAAGCAGUGCUUCGAGAUUAAGCACAUCCAAAUCAAGCCCUGCAACAUUUGAUUCGCCAACACCUUUCAGUGACGCGCAUUCUUUAUCAUCAUUGAAUCAUCCUCCACCUUCAUUUUCUCGACUCCUGUCUUUAAAUGCGCCAGAAUGGAGACAAGGGUUGAUAGGCAGCCUUGCUGCAGCCGCUUUUGGAUCUGUACAACCAGUUUAUGCGUUGACAGUUGGUGGAAUGAUAUCAGCUUUUUUUGUAACAAAUCAUGAAGAGAUGAAUUCUAGAAUCCGAUCUUAUUCUAUAAUCUUCUGCUCACUUUCUAUCAUAUCGAUUCUGGUAAAUCUUAUACAACAUUACAAUUUCGCAUACAUGGGUGAACAGCUAACAAAGAGGAUACGAUUAAAGGCACUCGAGAAAAUCUUGACUUUUGAAACAGCUUGGUUUGAUGAUGAACAUAAUGCUAGUGGUGCAUUGUGUUCUAGGCUAAGUAACGAGGCUUCGCUUGUUAAAUCUCUUGUAGCAGACCGAAUGUCACUACUAAUCCAAACGGGCUCAGGCGUAUUGAUAGCCAUGGUUAUGGGUUUAAUUGUGGCUUGGAAGUUAGCACUUGUUAUGAUUGCAGUUCAACCUCUUUCAAUUCUUUGUUUCUAUGCAAGAAAAGUAUUGUUGUCUACAAUGACAGCUAACUUCAUAAAGUAUCAGAAUCAAAGCACUCAGAUUGCAGUUGAGGCUGUUUAUAAUCAUAGAAUAGUGACCUCGUUUAAUAGUUUAGAAAUCGUUCUUCAGAUUUUCGAUAAGGCUCAAGACGGGCCAAGAAAGGAAGCAAGAAAAAAAGCAUGGUUAGCUGGAAUAGGCAUUGGUUCGGCUCAAGGACUAACUUUUAUUUGUUGGGCAUUGGAUUUUUGGUAUGGUGGUAAGCUAGUAAAUGCAGGGGAGAUAUCAGCCGGGGACGUUUUCAAAACGUUUUUUAUAUUGAUCAGUACCGGAAAAGUUAUAGCUGAUGCAGGAAGUAUGACUUCUGACAUAGCAAAAGGCUCGACUGCAGUUGCUUCGGUCUUCUCCAUUCUUGAUCGCCAGUCUCUAAUCUCGAGUAACAUUGAUGGAAGUGAAACCAGUGGAGUAAAGCUAGAAAAACUAAGUGGUGGAAUAGAAAUAAAGAAGGUAGAUUUUGCAUAUCCAGGCAGGCCAGAAACCCAAAUCUUGAGAGACUUUUGUUUAGAAGUGAAGCCAGGAACGAGCGUUGGAUUAGUCGGUAAAAGUGGGUGUGGCAAAUCCACGGUGAUCGCAUUGAUUCAAAGAUUUUAUGACACGGAUAGAGGUACGGUGAAGGUAGAUCGGGUAGACAUUCGAAUGCUCAAUAUAGAAUGGUACCGAAAGCAUAUGGCACUUGUUAGCCAAGAACCUGUUUUGUAUUCGGGAACUAUUCGUGACAAUAUCUUUUUUGGAAAGCCAGAUGCAUCCGAAAACGAGUUAAUCGAAGCUGCAAAGGCUGCAAAUGCUCAUAGUUUCAUCUCGUCACUUAAAGAUGGAUAUGACACCGAAUGCGGCGAAAGAGGGGUACAACUAUCGGGAGGUCAGAAGCAGCGGAUAGCCAUAGCUAGAGCGAUCAUUCGGGACCCAAUAAUACUAUUACUGGAUGAGGCUACAAGUGCUCUAGAUGUUCAAUCGGAGCAAGUUGUACAAGAGGCAUUGGACCGGAUUAUGGUUGGAAGGACUACGGUCGUGGUAGCACAUAGAUUGAACACGAUACGAAACCUUGACUCGAUUGCAUUUGUUUCGGAAGGGAAAGUUGUGGAGCAAGGGAGCUAUAAUCAACUUAAGAACAAGAAAGGGGCAUUCUUCCAACUAGCUAAUAUUCAAAAAGCAUAAGUUGUAUCUAAUAGCCAGAUUAUAUGUAUGUAUACAUAUAUAUGUAAAUUCGAUAUCGAGUAUUCUGGGACAUACCUAAUUAAGAAGUGUUUGUAAUCGAGUAAUGGUUUAGGUAUUCAAGCAAACAUUUUAUUUCGAA
Erigeron canadensis is the source of this 3937-nucleotide messenger RNA. Its product is annotated as putative ABC transporter B family member 8. The coding region runs from base 82 to 3798 and encodes 1238 amino acids. Gene Ontology annotation, cellular component: membrane. The record is from RefSeq and is a predicted model, not a curated record. The transcript has 8 exons. Gene Ontology annotation, molecular function: ABC-type transporter activity; ATP binding; ATP hydrolysis activity. Lineage: Eukaryota; Viridiplantae; Streptophyta; Magnoliopsida; Asterales; Asteraceae. Gene Ontology annotation, biological process: transmembrane transport.